This is a messenger RNA of Caenorhabditis sp. 36 PRJEB53466, 489 nucleotides long. Lineage: Eukaryota; Metazoa; Nematoda; Chromadorea; Rhabditida; Rhabditidae. The record is from the annotation of a GenBank genome assembly.
AUGAGCGGCUCACAAAAAGCGCGUAAAUCGCAAAAACGAAGCGAGGAGGCGAAAAAUGUAAGUUUUUUGCAUUGUUCUUGUUUUCAGGCAAAUUCUCGCAUUUUCAGUUCAUGAACGCGGUGCGGACCGCCCACGAGGGCUUUUGCGAGUGGGACCCGGACUCGAAGGUCCAGUGGACCGUGGACCCGAAGACCGGCGAGGCGAUCGAGCUGAAGAACGCGGAUAGGGCGGACAAAUCGCCGCUGAAAGACGUGGAAUGGAAGUACGUGAUGAAGUACGACGAAUCGGAGGAUUCGAGUGACCGAGAGGACGUCUCCCACGCAAAGGGACUCGCAAUGGCCGCCCGCGAGAUGAAGGAGGUACCUUUUUUCGCGAAUUUUCUAUCAAUGCCGCUCACAAUUUGCUUGAAUUCAGAUUAUGAAACUUCUGGGAAAGAAUGGUAUGACUCCCAGAUCCUCCUCAAAAGCGGUCCGCUUCUUGGCAGUCUAA